Molecule: messenger RNA, 1108 nt
Organism: Coccinella septempunctata (seven-spotted ladybird)
Lineage: Eukaryota; Metazoa; Arthropoda; Insecta; Coleoptera; Coccinellidae
Gene: sta
Product: 40S ribosomal protein SA
Exons: 4
Coding region: 180-1058 (292 amino acids)
Biological process (GO): cytoplasmic translation; ribosomal small subunit assembly
Cellular component (GO): ribosome; 90S preribosome; cytosolic small ribosomal subunit
Molecular function (GO): structural constituent of ribosome
Source: RefSeq, a predicted model, not a curated record
GCGAAGGCCGUUUUUCUCAUGAAAACUGUGUUCUAUGAUUAAACUCCUGUCACGUGGACAAACUAACCUUUCUUUUGAACACGCAACUUACUUCAGUUUCUUUCUGAACGAAUUAGUCGAGAGACAACAUUUCCUGUGGCAUUGAGCGCGUUUUCCUAAAUAGAUAAACAAACGCCAAGAUGUCUGGAAAUCUGGAUAUUCUCGCCCUCAAAGAGGAUGACGUCAAGAAAAUGCUCGCAGCCGGUACCCACAUCGGUUCGAACAAUAUCAAUUUCCAGAUGGAACAGUACGUUUUCAAAAGGCGUUCUGAUGGUACCCACAUUAUCAACCUGAGGAAAAUCUGGGAAAAAAUCUUGUUGGCAGCCCGUGCUAUCGUUGCCAUUGAGAACCCCGCUGAGGUAUUCGUAAUUUCUUCGCGUCCUUACGGUCAAAGGGCUGUUCUGAAGUUCGCCAACCACACCGGAGCCACUCCCUUCGCCGGAAGGUUCACUCCUGGUGCAUUCACCAAUCAAAUUCAGGCUGCUUUUCGUGAGCCUCGUCUGUUGAUUGUCACAGACCCCGCUAAUGAUCACCAGCCCAUCACUGAGGCAUCUUACGUGAACAUUCCAGUUAUUGCCUUGUGUAAUACUGACAGUCCUCUGAAGUUUGUUGACAUCGCCAUUCCCGGAAACAACAAGGCCCCACACAGCAUUGGUCUUUUGUGGUGGCUCUUGGCACGUGAAGUACUCAGACUCAGGGGCACCAUCCAGAGAGAAGUUGAAUGGGAUGUGAAGGUCGAUUUGUACUUCUUCAGGGAACCAGAAGAGACCGAAAAAGACGAAAUCAAGCAGAUCCCAGCAGUGCCAGCCAUCCCUGCUGCUCAUGAGUUGUACACAGAGCCUGUUGAAGCCAUCGAUUACGAAUACAAAGAUCCAGCUGCUCAACCUCUCGUUCCAUCUCCUGCUAUUGUUCCACCUGUUGCAAGCUCCGAUUGGGCAAGCCAGGCCCAAGAGGAAUGGAGUGCCGCUGCUGCUGCCACUCAGCCAACUAACUGGGCAGCCAGUACUGAAUGGCAUUAGGGUUGUUUUUUAAUAAAAACUGACAAAACAAUAAAAUUGAUACCACCUUA